AUGUAUAUAAAUCCAAAUCAAUAUUUCUCAACAUAUAAAGAAAUAAGAAGAACUUCAUCAUCACAUUCAACUUGUAAAUUAGUUAUAUUUGUUUCAGGAUUAGAUGUUGAUUCAUUAUGUGCUGGAAAAUUAUUAAGUUUAUUAUUUAAAAAACAAUUAAUUCAAUUUCAAAUUAUUCCUGUUACUGGUUAUAAUAAUUUAAAAUAUCAUUAUUUAAGAUUAGAUUCUGAUAUAAGUAAUAUUAUAUUAAUUGGAUGUGGUGCAAUGUUAGAUGUUGAAAAUUUUCUUGAAUUAGAUCCAAAUUCUUUAUUAGAUAAUGAUAAUUUUGAUGACGAUAAUAAUAAUGAAAAUUUAAAUUUAGUUAGUGGGAAUAAAUUUAAAAGAAAAAUUUAUAUAAUAGAUGGUCAUAGACCUUGGAAUUUAGAUAAUUUAUUUGGUUCUGAAAUUGUUGUUUGUUUUGAUGAUGGAUUUAUUGAUGCAAAUUUAAUGGAAGAGAAAAAAGCAUAUGAAAUAUUGAUAUUACAAGAAAAUCUGGAUUCAGAAUCUGAAUCUGACAGUGAUUCAGAUGACUCUUCUACAGAAGUGGAUAUAUCUGAAUCUGAGUUUCAAAUAAAUUCUCAAGAUUCAUCUGAAAAUAUAACUAGAAAAAGAAAAUUACAAGAACGUCAUUCAAAACAAAAAUUAAAAAAACAAAAAUUAGAAAAUGAAACCAUAUUAAGAAAUUAUUAUAAUCAAGGUUCAUCAAUAACCACUUCUAAUUCAACCACAGUCUAUGCAAUAUUAACAUCAAUUGGUGAAACAAAUUUAGAAAAUUUAUGGAUAACUAUUAUAGGAACAUCAUCACUUGAUAAUCAAUAUCCAGAUAUUUAUGAAAAAUUACAACCACUUUUAAAAGAUGAAGUAACAAGAUUAAAUCCUCAACAUCAAUCAACUAAAAAAAAAGCUGAUCAUACAAUGUUAAGAAUUGAAAGAGAUUAUCAAUUAUUUUUACUACGACAUUGGACUUUAUAUGAUUCAUUUUUUUAUUCAAGUCAUGUUAAUUCAAAAUUAAAUCUUUGGACUGAUGAAGGUAAAAAAAAAUUACAUAAAUUAUUUGCAAAAAUGGGAGUAUCAUUAGCUGUUGCUCAACAAAAAUGGCUUUAUAUGGAUACAAAAAUUAAAAGACAAUUACCAAUUAUAUUUAGAAGAUAUUUACCAAUAUAUGGAUUAGAAGGUAUAAUAAGAGAAGGAUUUGUUAAAACUUAUGGUUAUACUGGUUCAUUAUCUGCAAUGGAAUGUGUUGAAGCUUUAAAUGCAUUGUUGGAAUUAGAUGAAAAAUUUAUAAUGGAAUCAAAUAAAUUAAAUGAAUCAAUUAAUAAUACUAAUGAAAAUGAAAUUAUCCGUAAAAGAAUGGAACGAAAAGAAAAUUCUUGGUUAAAUAAUUUUUGGUCAUCAUGGGAUGCAUUAAAUUUAUCAAAAUCUUUAAAUUCAAAAAUUGAUAACCAAUUUACAAACAAUUCCUCACCAUUUAUAAAAUUAAAAGGAAGUGAAUUAUUAUUUAAAGGUUUAGAAUAUGCAAAACAAUUACAACAAAUUACAUUUAAAACAGGAAUGUCAUUAUUAGAAAGAAAAAUGAUAAAAAAUUUAAAAUUAUAUAGAUUAUGUGUUUUAAAUGAUGGUUCAAUACCAGAUUUAGAAAUUUUUUUAAAUCCUUUAAUGUUAACAAAAUUAGGUUCAUGGUUAAUUGAAAAUUUAGCAGAAUUAGAUUUUAUAAAUGAAAAUAAUAGUUUAAAACCUUUAAUUGUUGCAAGUUUAGAUUCAAAAAGUGAUACUUAUUUAGUUAUUGGUUUACCUCCUCGUUAUCCAAGAAGUAUGAAUAAUUCAGAAAAAGCAAAAUUAAUUCAACAACAGCUGCAACAAAAUGAAUUUAUAACUAGUGAAUCAAUGAAUUCAAGAUUAAAUAUUUUUAGUACUGCUUUUCAACAAAUGGCAAAUACAACUGGUGCUAAAAUUAGAGUUGAUAAUUUUGAAUCUUCAAUUAUUGAAGUUCGUAAAGAUGAUUUAGCUCCAUUUUUAGAACAAUUCACUUUAAGUGGAUUAAUUUAA
This is a messenger RNA of Lodderomyces pseudojiufengensis, 2085 nucleotides long. It is a transcript of the gene CDC45, whose product is annotated as DNA replication initiation factor. The coding region runs from base 1 to 2085 and encodes 694 amino acids. The transcript has a single exon. The record is from RefSeq and is a predicted model, not a curated record. Gene Ontology annotation, molecular function: DNA replication origin binding; chromatin binding; single-stranded DNA binding. Gene Ontology annotation, biological process: DNA replication initiation; double-strand break repair via break-induced replication; mitotic DNA replication preinitiation complex assembly. NCBI's taxonomy places the organism in Eukaryota, Fungi, Ascomycota, Pichiomycetes, Serinales, Debaryomycetaceae. Gene Ontology annotation, cellular component: DNA replication preinitiation complex.